GUCGGGUGACUGUUUCUUCGUCUUUGCCUGAUCAAGCUAAAUCUCGUCCUCAAAUGAUCUAGUCACUGAUCCCUAUCUGGUUGACCAUGUCUUCUUACCCCUCAAGUCGACCUCAAGACCGCAAUGCGUUCGAAGUUGCGAUCAUCUGUGCCUUGAGCCUUGAAGCUGGUGCCAUGAUCGCGUUAUUUGAUGAGUUUUGGGAGCAUGACGCGCAGUACACAAAAGCUCAUGGAGAUACCAACAGCUAUACCAUCGGUCGGAUCGGCUCACAUCACGUGGUAUUGGUCCAUUUGUCUCACAUGGGAAAGGGAUCAGCGGCCAACGUCGCAGCAAAUCUACGAUCAAGUUUCCCCCAGAUUCGACUGAAUCUACUGGUCGGGAUCUGCGGGGGUGUUCCCUUCACGAAUGACACAAAUGAUGGCAGGCACGAAAUUAUCCUGGGAGACGUCGUUAUCAGCACAUACAUUGUCCAAACAGACUUUGGGCGGCAAUACUCGGAUUCCCUUAUCCGCAAGAACACCCCACUAGACAAUCUCGGCAGACCCAGUCCGGAAAUCAAUGCCUUUCUGUCCAACUUGCAGGUCAGAUCUGUGCAGACAAAGCUUGAAGCGCACACCCGGACGCAUCUUAUGACGGUGUUGGCGACGGAAGACUUUCAGUCGGCAUAUCCUGGAGUCCAUGAUGAUAACCUUUAUGAGAGUAUCUACCGUCAUAAGCAUCAAGAUACACAGGCUUGCGCAAUCUGUGCCAAGUCAAUGUACCCUGAGGAUAGCAUUUGCAGAUCUGCCUUGAGCUUACCGUGUGCUGAGCUCGGGUGUGACGCAAGUCGAUUGAUUCCCCGCUGCCGGAUUGAAGACAAAAUCAACAAAGGCAGUGAUCCGCACAGUCCGAUGGUCCACUUUGGCGCGAUUGCAUCAGGAGACCAGGUACUAAAGUCUGCGCAGCACCGAGACCGCAUUGCUCGGCAGGAAAAUGUAAUUGCUUUUGAGAUGGAAGGAGCCAUGUUGUGGGAAUCAAUCCCGACUAUUGUGGUCAAAGGGAUGUGGUACGAUUUUAAGAACGCCCCGCUAAAGGUCAUUGCCUACCACGAGCGGCACCCCGAGAAGCCCCCGCUGCCCGAGUUCUUCGCCCGCUGGGCCUCCUCGCACACCACGCCGGCCACUACACCAGCCGGUUCACCCGGGGCUCAACCAACUGAUACACCAGUUAGUGCCUCCGACGACCUCUACGGAACCACGCCAGUUGCUUCCCCCGGGCACCUCGCCGGUUGGCCCGCCAGUUGGCUUGCCAGUUAGCUUACCAGACCUCUCGCCGGUCGGUUCUCCACUCAGCUCGCCCCCGGACUCGCUGGUCGACCCUUUCUCGCCAUCCUCGCAGCCAUUUGGGCCAUUUCCUCGGCUAAUUGGCCAGCCUUCGCCAGUUAGCCUGGCUCCCCGGCGAACUGGUCAAACGUCCCCGCCAGUUGGCGCCUUGACUGCCUCCGCGCACCGAGAUUCCCUUCCCGCAGUCGUCCGGCUCGAUUUCACCACUGCCCUCGCAGGCAACCGGUCAACUUGACCCACCAGUUAGCCAAGAACCGCACACAACUAGCCAGCCCACGCCAGUUAGUCAAGCACCGCAGCUAACUGGCCAAUCUAUGCCAGUUGACCCUCGCCGAAGCCGCCGUCUGCGAGGCCAGUCGCCCACAAAUCAGCCUCUGCGGCCUCAACCCGCGCGAACUGGUCAAAUCGGGCUUGGAAGGCUG
Aspergillus homomorphus CBS 101889 is the source of this 1744-nucleotide messenger RNA. Its product is annotated as purine and uridine phosphorylase. The coding region runs from base 87 to 1295 and encodes 402 amino acids. The transcript is spliced from 2 exons. NCBI's taxonomy places the organism in Eukaryota, Fungi, Ascomycota, Eurotiomycetes, Eurotiales, Aspergillaceae. The record is from RefSeq and is a predicted model, not a curated record. Gene Ontology annotation, biological process: nucleoside metabolic process. Gene Ontology annotation, molecular function: catalytic activity.